AUGUCGUCUUUUUUUACAUUACCCGCUUCACAGCGAAAGCGGAAGAGAGACGACCGCGCUGCAGCUCCGGCAUCAAAAAAGCGAGGUGUAGAUGCGGACGGAGAUUCUGGCGCGAAGGGAAAGGGCAGGACGAGGGAAAGAGAUCAAUCUAUUUCUGGCAGUGACCUAGACGAUGACGAUGAAAGUGUGGCGUCGGCAGUAUCCGAAGAGGAAAGUGGUUCGGAGUCUGAGGAUGGUGAAACAGCAGCAGAGAGAAGAUUGAAGCUCGCUGAGAGGUAUUUGGAAAAUGUACGGGAGGAGGUGGAUGACUACGGUUUCGAUGCUGCUGAGAUUGAUCGAGAUUUGAUCGCCGAGAGACUAAAAGAAGAUGUGGUAUGUACCGUCUCUCUGUUUUUUUUAUCAACCCACCCAUACUGCGCAAUAUGCGCCAGAUGGACCAGAUGGCUGACGCUCGGAAAGGAUGAAUUUAAAGGACGCUCUUAUCGUCAGAUAGCUUCAAACUUAGCAUUUUCGACGGCGAUACCAUCGUUUUUCCGCGCAGAUACCCAGUCGACAACUUCAAUUGCAGUACACCCGCCUUACGUUUAUACAGUGUCAAAAGACAAGACCUUGAUCAAGUGGGAACUCGCAACGCCGAGUCACGCUUCCGCAACAGUUCCAGCGGCAAAUUCGCAGAAUGAGGAAUCUAAGCGUCCAGCAAAACCUCAACGGAAAAAGCCAAAGCAAGUGAAAUUCGCUCGGGGAUUAAGAAAAGUCGCAGAGACUGGCGAGGAACAUGGUCAUACCAAGGCUAUCCUUUCAGUAGCUGUGUCGCCUUCGGGAAAGUUCGUGGCUACUGGUGGAGAGGACCGGAAGUUAAUCAUUUGGGAUGCUGCUACUUUGACGCCAAUGCAGACCUUCAGCCAGCACCGUGAUGCAGUUAGCGGGCUCGCUUUCGUCCGACACAUCUCCACUAUGAGCUCCGGUGAACAGUUAUUUUCCGGUUCCUAUGAUAGAACCAUCAAGACAUGGUCCUUGAGCUCAGCAGGCCAUGCCUACGUUGAAACCCUGUUCGGGCACCAGGACAAUGUGUCGUCAGUCGCCGCCAUGACUAUCGAUCAGUGCAUCAGUGUUGGAGCACGCGAUCGCACAGCUCGGUUGUGGAAGGUCGUCGAAGAAACGCAGCUAGUCUUUCGUGGCGGAUCAUCGAAACACACAUAUCAGGAAAAUACCAUCGACUGUGUAGCACCUCUACCCCCUACCCAUUUUGUCACGGGCUCAGAUUCUGGCUCCAUUUCCCUCUGGUCCAUUCACAAGAAGAAGCCUCUCCACACCAUCCAAUGCGCUCACGGCUUAGACCCUCUCCCUCCGCUAGACGAGCUCUCAGCUGAGGUCGAUCAGAAGCUCGCGGACUCAAACUCCCGUUUUCUUCGGCGCAUGCCCCGCUGGAUCACAGCUUUGGCAACGGUUCCCGGCACCGACAUCGUUCUUAGCGGCAGCUGGGACGGCUUCAUCCGAGCCUGGAAGGUUUCCGAGGACAAGAAGACAAUCAUACCGCUUGGCCCCGUCGGCGGAGGAAAGCUCGGUUCUGCGACACAGGACACACCAUCUCGACAGCUCAAACAGACUCUCGAGUUUAACACAGCCGCCGACGCGGACUCCAUGUCCGUCGACGAACCCCAGAAUCAACACACCGAGGACACCAAGAACGAAGCUGAACCUCUCAUCAAGGGUGUCAUCAACGAUAUUGCCGUGUUUGAGCGUCGUGCCGACACGGCCAAACCCGGCCAAGGCCAGGCCGAGUCCAAGACCAAGACCAAGUCAUCCGAACCCGAGCCCCGCGGUCUCUGCAUCGUCGCUGCUGUUGGGAAGGAACACAGGUUCGGGCGCUGGAAGUGCUUUGCGAACAAUUUUCACGAGGGAUCUGCAGCUGACGGCCGCAACGGCGCGGUGGUCUUUGAAGUUCCCUUUAUCUCUGACAGCAAGCAGUGA
Molecule: messenger RNA, 1971 nt
Organism: Aspergillus fumigatus Af293
Lineage: Eukaryota; Fungi; Ascomycota; Eurotiomycetes; Eurotiales; Aspergillaceae
Source: RefSeq, a predicted model, not a curated record